AUGUCGCUGCAACCUAGGCAUGGGGAAAGAGGGCUUCAGCUCGGUAUAGGUGUAGCAUCGCCAAGAACCUAUAUUCCAUUCAGCCAACCCAAUGAAGAUGGAAAUGAGGAGUGUUGGACACGAUCCACAUUGGAAAAUAGAGGGAUCAUGUACUUCCGUGAUAUGAGAGUGCUGCAAAAUAGUAGAAAUGAUAGUUUUGAAGACUCUAAUGAUGUGAAUAAGUUACAGCAGGACGAUAAUAUGGAAGAAGUGACAUAUCCUAUUAACAACCAAAAGUUUUGGGAUAGCAUACUGGGAAAUCAAUAUCCAAGUAAAGUGAUAAAAGACAUUAAAUUACAAUCGAAUGAAGAACUUAUUGCUGUAGAUAACACAGGGAUUGCUGAUAAAUUCUAUGUUCCCAGCAGUUUGGUUUCAAAGAUAGAGAAAGGAGAAAUGUCGAUGACAAGCGAUGACGGACACCGCAAAACGAAUAAGCCUAUAAGGAUAGAGUCAUCUCAUAAUACUAGAGAUUUUAAGGCGAUUGAUCCAACCAGGAAGAGACAAUUCGCUUUGGCAGAAUUUCUCCCCAUAGUUGAUGCAAGACUCGAUAAGGAUCCUACUACCUUAUUAAUUACCAUUGAAGGAUCUACACAAUCUAACCUCUCAAUACAGGCCUUAUCCACCGAUACAAAAACUAAACUAUAUGAAUGUACAUUGAAGCCCAGGAUAAUAAACCUUCAGUCCAGGAUUAAACAUAUUGAAGUACCGAAGCCCACGAAUUAUCUUGGGAAAUAUCCUAAUCUAUUUGCAGUCAUAACAGAUAGUAAACUUCAUAUAAUCAGGCUUGAUAGGAUUGACGAAAGUGGUAUAGAAUUAACAGAAUUUGUACCCCUUGAAUUUCUUGAGUUUGAACAGUUCCCUAUUGUUGAUGUUGCCUUUAAUCCUUGGGAUAUGAUGGAAAUGGCGCUGGUAGAUUCCAAAGGUAAUUGGAUUUUGGCCAAGCUAGAGACUCACAAGCGGAAACCAUGUACGAUUAAAUUGAAAAGUGACAUUUCGGGAUCAAUUUUUGAUCCAACUGUAACUUCACCCUGGCAUCAUAUAGAUUGGAUUGAUGAUCAUUCAUCGUUAGUUGUUUUGAAUAGAUCUAAGAUGGUAUCGAUCAACUAUGUUGAAAAUUGGCAACUUGAUAUCGUAGAGGCGAAAACAUGGUCUGAGUUAAGGGAUUACAAAAGAAUUAAUGAUAAUACAGCCCUUCUACUAACCUCUCAGGAGAUUAUUUUACUGGAUAUUCAGAAUAAUUCCUUUCGAAGAAUGAUCUCCUGGAAACAUAACUGGGAUACUAACGAUCCUUCCAUUAGAAUGUCAUAUAAGUUGGAAGAAGGCAAUAAUUAUACACACUUAAUUCACGUUUUAAUUUUCUCCAAGCUCACUCUCAAAGUAUAUGGCAUCUCUAUCGGAUAUAAGGAAAAUGCUUGGACUGUUAUUGCUUGUAAACCGUUUCUUCUUUCUUUGGACAAUGUAAAAAGUAAACAUGGUAUUAACAGUAUAGAGUUUUCAACCAGUUCCACUGAAUUCGCUUCGGACAAAAGCGAAGGAGAUAUUAUUGAUAAUGAUGAUGAUGAGUUUGCAAAAGAUAUUGUCUGUGUUCUAGGUUUCAUUGAACUUAAUACCCUUGUUCAAGGAUUUUUGUCCACUAAAAACUCACCUAACCACUUGCAUUUAAACUCACAUCUUAACCAGCCAACUUAUAAUGCUCGAUCUCUCGAAAAGAUUUGUGAUGCAUUCGAUCAUAGCAUACCUGUUCCAAAAGCAGAUCACCAGGUCGAAAAUGAAUAUCAUAUGUUCCAAGAAUUUGGUUAUGAAUUAUCUGAGAGACUAAAUAAACUAUUGGACUCUUGGAAAAGCCGAUCUGAUAAAUAUAAUCUUAACAUUGAAUCAUUGGCAUAUCUCGAUGUAUGUCCUUCCUACUUUCAAAGUAUUACAGAAUAUGUGUCUUUGAUCGAACAACUUAUUGCAUAUUAUCAAAACCACAAUCUUGUAUUCUCCGAAGUCAAACUAUUUAUUGAACAACUAAUUGGUGAGAAUCUAGGAUCAUGGGAGGAUCUUUUCAAUAGGUUAGUUAUUGCAUGGGACCCAGUCUCCACGGAAGCAGAACAUCUCAGCAGAACUGUGAUUCGUGAUAUCGCUUUAUAUCUAACCUUAUAUCAGCAACAAGAUACAAUAAAAACAUCUUUGGAUGUUAUAAGUGAAGAACUAUCGGAUAGUAUGAAAUCUCUUCUAAACUCAUGGGAUACGGAUCCUACAGAAGAAUUUAAUGAUGUCAAUGCGACACCAAUAACGACCUUUUCUCAGGCAUUAUCUUCUCAGCAGUUCCAAGUACCCACCAUCAAAUCAUCUCAGCAAGUGAACAGAAAAAAGAGAACUGCUGCUCUAUCUUCUGCUGCUAAUGGCAUUAAUAGUGGUACAACAAGAGUUAGCCAUAGAUCGGCUUCCCAGCCAACUCAGAUGAUGGCCAACAGUUACACUUUACCGGGUAGUAUUCCUCCUGCAUUUUCUUUAAGUGGCAGCAGUAGAGCUUCACAACCGCUAUCGGCCGCUUCCCAGCCCGAAGGACACCAGAGACAAAGGAGAAAGAAGAAGAAAGUCGGCGGUUUCAACUAG
Molecule: messenger RNA, 2640 nt
Organism: Kluyveromyces marxianus DMKU3-1042
Lineage: Eukaryota; Fungi; Ascomycota; Saccharomycetes; Saccharomycetales; Saccharomycetaceae
Gene: RRN6
Product: Rrn6p
Exons: 1
Coding region: 1-2640 (879 amino acids)
Biological process (GO): nucleolar large rRNA transcription by RNA polymerase I
Cellular component (GO): RNA polymerase I core factor complex
Molecular function (GO): RNA polymerase I transcription regulatory region sequence-specific DNA binding; RNA polymerase I general transcription initiation factor binding
Source: RefSeq, a predicted model, not a curated record